Messenger RNA from Phanerochaete carnosa HHB-10118-sp, 428 nucleotides. RefSeq lists its product as uncharacterized. NCBI's taxonomy places the organism in Eukaryota, Fungi, Basidiomycota, Agaricomycetes, Polyporales, Phanerochaetaceae. The transcript has a single exon. The annotation marks the transcript as partial. The record is from RefSeq and is a predicted model, not a curated record.
UCCGAAACCUUAUAAGCUGAGCUUUACAGUGGUCGGGGAACCGGCAUUCCCGGCCGCACCCACGUACCGGGGCCGGGCCAGCCCCGGCAGCGGCCCCGCCAUGCGUCAAACGGCCGGCGGCCUUGCCUUUGUCGUUCUCACCAGCGCCGUCGUCGCCAGUCGUGCGCCUCGCCGGCUGUUCGAACCGCAUCCAGCCCAGAGCAUGUCCGCUCCUCUGGGGCGGCCUCUGCCUAUUCUUUGUUUCCGAGACUACUCCUACCGGUUUGCCCACGCCUUGACCCGCCCCCAAAGUGCUCCCGAUCUCAUCCGGCGUGGCUCACUCGUUGUCUCGUGCCAUGCUGGAAGCUCCCGUUUCGCGAGUGUGGACGUUGCCUCGGUCUCUUUGGAUAGUUAAGUUCGUAGCGCGCCUCCGUUGGGACUGGCUAUGC